GGUGAGUUGCAGACAGGGUGCAUAGGUGAGCCGCAGACAGGGUGCACAGGUGAGCCACAGACAGGGUGCAUAGGUGAGCCACAGACAGGGUGCAUAGGUGAGCCACAGACAGGGUGCAUAGGUGAGCCACAGAAAAGGUGCAAGGGUGAGUUGCAGACAGGGUGCAUAGGUGAGCUGCGGCUGGGGGGUGCAGAGGUGAACUGAGUUGUAAUCCACCUCUGCACCCCCCGGCCACAGCUCAGCUCUGCACCCCCUGGCCACAGCUUGCCUCUGCAGCCACAGCUCACCUCUGCAUCCCC
Molecule: messenger RNA, 299 nt
Organism: Staurois parvus
Lineage: Eukaryota; Metazoa; Chordata; Amphibia; Anura; Ranidae
Source: the annotation of a GenBank genome assembly